AUUCAGAAGACAAAGCUACUCUAAUCCCAAAAAAUCGCUUCGAUAGUGGUUCCUCUUUUAAAGAUUGCAUCGAAAUCAAGGUGUCGAGAGAAGAUAAGAUUACUUCACAUCAACCCUGUUUUAAACUUGUGGAAAUCGUGAAACAUAAACAUUCAAUUGCUGGCUGAAAUUCUCGGGAAACAUGCCUAAAUCGGUAAAUGUUCGCGUUACAACCAUGGACGCUGAACUUGAGUUCGCCAUCCAACCAAGCACAACAGGGAAACAACUAUUUGACCAGGUAGUCAAGACUAUUGGCUUAAGAGAAAUUUGGUUCUUUGGCUUGCAGUACGUUGAUACUAAAGGCCUAACCACCUGGUUGAAACUUAACAAAAAGGUGCUAUCCCAAGAUGUCAAGAAGGAGACACCGUUUCAGUUCAAAUUUCGAUCUAAGUUUUUCCCAGAGGAUGUGAGCGAGGAAUUGAUUCAAGAAGUAACCCAGCGGCUGUUUUUCCUGCAAGUCAAAGAUGGUAUUCUGUCCGAUGAAAUUUAUUGCCCUCCUGAAACAGCUGUGUUGUUGGCAUCGUAUGCUUGCCAAGCUAAAUAUGGGGACCAAGUUGACACAGCAUACAAGCCAGGAUUUCUCUCUAGCGAUCGUCUUCUGCCUCAUCGUGUGUAUGAGCAACAUAAAAUGUCAAGGGAGGAGUGGGAGGAAAGGAUUGUGAAAUGGUGGAAAGAGCAUAAAGAUGUAACAAAAGACGAUGCUAUGACUGAAUACUUAAAGAUUGCACAAGAUCUUGAAAUGUAUGGAGUUAGUUAUUUUGAAAUUAAAAACAAAAAGGGAACAAGUCUUUGGUUGGGAGUGGAUGCUCUUGGAUUGAAUGUGUAUGAGAAGGAAGACAAGUUGACGCCAAAAAUUGGAUUUCCAUGGAGUGACAUAAGGAAUAUAUCUUUCAAUGAUAAGAAAUUUGUUAUUAAACCAAUUGAUAAGAAAGCACCAGAUUUCAUAUUUUAUGCCCCACGUCUUCGCACAAACAAACGUAUUCUUGCGCUUUGCAUGGGUAACCACGAACUUUACAUGAGAAGACGUAAGCCAGAUACAAUUGAGGUCCAACAAAUGAAGGCCCAAGCAAGGGAAGAAAAGCACAACAAACAAAUGGAAAGACAAAACAUUUUGAAAGUAAAACAAGAGCGUGAAGCGGCAGAACUAGAAAAGAAGAAACUUGAAGAACGACUGGCUAAAUUUGAAGAAGAAGCGAGAUUGGCUCAAGAAGAACUUGCCAAGUCUGCUGCAGCAGCAGAGGAACUGGAAAGAAAACGUUUAGAAGCUGAGGAAGAAGCAAAGCGUCUUGAAGAAAAACGUAAAGAAGCCGAAGAAGAAAAGAAUCGUAUGGAGUUGUUACUUGAAAGUGAAUCUCAUGAGAAGGAGGAACUUAAACAUGAAUAUGUUAAGGCCACUGAAGAGGCUCAACGUGCUCAGGAGGAAGCCGACAAACAAGCUAUGGCUGCCCAAAAAUUACAGGAAGAACUUAUGGAGACCAAGCAAAAAGAAGAGGAGAACCGUAAGAAGCUAGCUGAAGUUCCACAUAAUGUGUUGUCCCAUACAGAGGCUGAAGGUGAAGCUGACAGUUGUGAGUUGGAAGCUACUUCUGAGGCUGAACAACAGACAGAGUUGAAUCGUACAACUCAACUUUCCAAAAACACCAGUGUUGGUGAACAGCUUAAGAUGCUACAAAGUGAACUACAAGAGACCAAAGAUGAUACAAAGUUAACACGACUAGAUGUGUUGCAUGCGGAGAAUGUUAGGGCAGGACGUGACAAGUAUAGGACACUAAAACAGAUCAGAAUGGGAAACACAAAGCAACGUGUAGAUGAGUUUGAAAUGAUGUGAUUUAAGAUCCAAUUUAAAGUUGUCUAUUGAUUCAUGUUCCAAUGUCUUAAAGAUUUAUUUGAAAAUCACAUGUGCUACUAUGUAUGAGGCUCUGAUCUAUGCUGCAGUUCCUACUUUCUUUGGCAGUGGUCUGCAUUUUGUAUUUGAGAGAGUCAGAUGUGACUAAGAAUAAUGAACUCCACUCACAUGUUGGUCAUAUAUAAUUAAUUUAUUCAUUCAAUGAUAAGAUGAUGUCCUUGCAUUUAUAUAUGCAUAUUAUUUUAAUAGUAACUUCUUGGUACCAUAUCCCAGUUUGUAGGCCGAUGUAUAUGGGUUAUAAUUUUUUCAUUAAAUAAAGAGGAUUUUUGUGUA
Molecule: messenger RNA, 2218 nt
Organism: Xenia sp. Carnegie-2017
Lineage: Eukaryota; Metazoa; Cnidaria; Anthozoa; Malacalcyonacea; Xeniidae
Product: radixin-like
Exons: 17
Coding region: 182-1867 (561 amino acids)
Biological process (GO): regulation of cell shape; regulation of organelle assembly; positive regulation of early endosome to late endosome transport
Cellular component (GO): filopodium; adherens junction; apical part of cell
Molecular function (GO): cell adhesion molecule binding; actin binding
Source: RefSeq, a predicted model, not a curated record